AUGGCUUCGGGUCAAUCAUGGCUCAACCAAGAUUUUGGUGGUGAUGAUGAGGAGUCUGACAACGACUUCAACCCUGGAGUUGAGGCUGGCUCCGACGCUGAAGAUGAUGCGGUAGACUCUAAGCCACAACGAUCGAAACGAGACGCCAGUGAUUCGGAAGACGAACGGCGCAGCACUUCCAGAACCAAUGGAAAACGGUCGUCUUCGUCCGGUCGAAAACCGCAACCUCCGCUAGACGACGAUGACGCAGACGCCGAAGAGGACGCAAAAGCGGAUGACGAUGAGGAUGAUGAAGGCGAGGGCGAAGACCUGAAUGGGGACGACGAUGAAGAGGAUGAAGAAGACGAGGAGGACGAGGACGAGGACGCAGUCACAAGCCGGCCUCGAAAGCGUAGACGACGAGGGCUGAACCAGUUCUUCGAAGAAGAAGCCGAAGUCGACGAGGAUGACGAUGAGAUCGAGGCUGACGAGGACGACCUGGGACCCGAAUUCAUCCAAGAUACACACCCCGACGAUGACAUUCCGCCGGAAGCCGACCAGGAUGAUGCGCGGCACAGAGAGCUGGACCGACAGCGACAACUGGAGGCGUCUAUGGAUGCUGAGAAGCAGGCUGCAGCUUACAGGGAAAGAUACGGACGAAGAACAACCGCAGCACUCAGCAAUACUUCUUUUGUGCCACAGAAUUUGCUGAUGCCUGAUGUCAACGAUCCGAGCAUCUGGGGUGUGAGGUGCAAAGCCGGUAAGGAGCGCGAAAUCAUCAGCAGGCUCAUGAGGAAAUUCUUCGAGAGCCAAAACAGUCGUAAACCGCUGCGCAUCUGCUCUGCGUUUGAGCGCGGCGAUGGGCCUAUGGCUGGAUAUAUCUUUGUUGAAGCUCGGCAGAAGGUUGAUGUUGACGAGGCACUGGCAAAUGUUCCGGAUGUGUAUCCGAGGUCGAAAAUGAAUCUGGUCCCUGUCAAAGAAAUGCCCGACCUUUUGAGAAUCAACAAGAGUAAAGAACUCGAAGUUGGGGGCUACGUUCGUGUCAAGCGUGGACUGUACCAGGGUGAUCUGGGCAUGAUAGAGGCUGUUGAAUCUAAUGGUCUCGAGGUGACAGUGCGACUUGUUCCGAGGCUCGCAUAUGGAGCCGAUGAGGAUCUCACCCGUCCACUCGGCCCAGAUGGUAAGCGCAAGCGUCCGAAUGCGUUCGGUGCCGGGAACAGUGUUACCAAUCGGCCGCCUCAGCGGCUGUUCAACGAGGCUGAAGCCAGGAAAAGGCAUGACAGAUUUGUGCAGCAGAAUAGAGGUCUCUCUAAUAAGAGUUGGACAUACAAAGGCGACCAGUACGAAGAUGGCUUCUUGAUCAAAGACUUCAAACUACAGCUCCUCACCACCGAGAACGUGAACCCGAGGUUGGACGAGAUCACGAAACUCACGAAAACUGCGGCCGAUGGUACCGAAACUUUGGACCUGGAAUCCCUCGCACACAGUCUACGGAACACAACAGCAGAAGGCAGUUUCCUGCCCGGCGAUGAAGUUGAGGUGUAUGAGGGCGAACAGAGGGGCAUCAUAGGCAGGACAGAGGCUGUCAAGGGUAACAUCGUGUCUAUCAUGGUAUCCGAAGGCGAACUAGCCGGUCAGCUUGUCGAGGUGCCGGUAAAGGGGUUACGGAAACGUUUCAGAGAAGGCGACAACGUCAAGAUCAUUGGAGGCAGUAAAUAUCGCGACGAAGUCGGAAUGGUUCUUCGCAUUAAAGACGACAAAGUCACUGUUCUCACCAACACGAGCAAUGAGGAGAUCACUGUUUUCAGCAAAGAUCUUCGAGAAGCUACAGAUGGUGGCAGCGGGGGUGCUGGAACCAGUAAAUUCGAUGUUCAGGAACUGGUCCAGAUCGAUCCUACCACCGCUGGCUGCGUCAUCAGAGCUGACCGUGAAUCGAUACGGUUAUUGGACCAAAAUGGUUCACUCACAACAAGAAUGCCUUCACAGGUCCAUAGGAUUGAAACUCGGAGAAAUGCCGUGGCUACAGACAAGAACGGUUCCGAGAUUCGAGUGGGUGAUGUUGUUCGUGAAUCUGGCGGCGAGGGCAAGAGCGGCACCAUAUUGCACAUCCACCGAGGAUACGUGUUUGCCCACAACAAACUUGGAAUCGAGAAUUCUGGUAUCUGGGUUGCAAGAUGUAGUAACGUGAUCACAACCGCUGCAAAGGGUGGUCGUAUCACAGCACCUACCACGGAUCUCACAAAAAUGAACCCUGCCUUGCAGAUGAAGCGUCCAGACAUGUCCAUGGCUCCGCCUCAACGACCUGGCCGCGACCCGCUUCAAGGACGACAUGUCCACAUCAACAAGGGCACUUACAAAGGUCACCGUGCGAUAGUCAAAGAAACGACGGCCGGGGAAGCAAGACUUGAACUUCAGACCAAAAACAAGACCAUCAACCUCAGCAAAUUUGACCUUUCCAUCGUUGACACCAACACUCAGGCUAAAACGAGAUACGAGGAUUGGAUUCGACAACGGGGUGGGCCCCCAGCCAUGCGUUCAGGCUCCGGUGCACCAGGGUCUCGUAUCCCCGAUGGAGGCUUUGGCGGGCGAACUCCUGCUGGCGUCAUGGAUGGUGGUCGCACUCCUGCAUGGGGUGCUUCAUCAAGAACACCUGCUUGGGGUGGCGCUGGCGGUUCUGGCCUAGACUCUGGUCGCACUCCGGCGUGGAAAGGGCCAUCAGGAUCUCAGACAUCCUAUGGCGGUGGCGGGAUGACUUCUUAUGGCGGCGCGGGCAACUACGGCACCACGGGCAGCCGCACACCAGCUUGGAGUUCAAGUGCAAAGACUCCUUAUGGGGCCGAUCAUGGCUUCAGCUCUUCCGGAAAUUCUGGGUUUGAUGCCUUUGCAGCAGGCUCAAGGACGCCUGCUUAUGGCUCUUCAUCGUCGCGUACACCUGCUUGGGGUGGUCCUGGCAAUGCCGCGUCUGCACCUACUCCCUCGGCACGCCCCUAUGACGCUCCCACGCCUGGCAUGUCAGCACCAACGCCAGCUGCUUCUGGUCGUUACGACGAUGACGCUUACACCCCUUACCUUAGUGCCCCGACACCUGGAGCCGGUGUUCAGGAUGCACCAACACCAGCGCCAAGUUUUGCGAAGGGUGCAAAUAGGGAUCCACUCGGCCACAACCGUCUUGGGUUUGAUGCUCCUACACCUGCAGCAAGCGCACCGACUCCGUAUGCCAGUGGUGCAUUUGAUGCGCCUACACCAGCAGCUGGAGGACCGCGUUAUGCAGAUGAUGAUGACGAGGAUUGA
Molecule: messenger RNA, 3270 nt
Organism: Exophiala spinifera
Lineage: Eukaryota; Fungi; Ascomycota; Eurotiomycetes; Chaetothyriales; Herpotrichiellaceae
Exons: 3
Coding region: 1-3270 (1089 amino acids)
Biological process (GO): regulation of transcription by RNA polymerase II; transcription elongation by RNA polymerase II; regulation of DNA-templated transcription elongation
Cellular component (GO): DSIF complex
Molecular function (GO): protein binding; mRNA binding
Source: RefSeq, a predicted model, not a curated record